CCCACCUAUCUUUCAGAUUUAUAACCAGCGCAACGAGUAGGGUUUUCUUGGCUUCGGGCACCCCUUCUAUCUUCUCCUGCCGCCGCCGCCGCCAUCUACGCCGAGCCGCCGUCGCCUCCAUCUUUUUUAGCAUCAACCAUGGCGGAGCAGACCGAGAAGGCUUUCUUGAAGCAGCCUAAGGUGUUCCUCUGCCCGAAGAAGACCACCAAGGGGAAGAAGCCCGGAAAAGAUGGCAACAGGUUCUGGAAGAACAUUGGCCUUGGUUUCAAGACUCCCAAGGAAGCCAUUGAAGGAACCUACAUUGAUAAGAAAUGCCCGUUCACCGGCACGGUGUCAAUUAGAGGUCGCAUCAUUGCUGGAACAUGCCACAGUGCUAAAAUGAACAGGACUAUCAUCGUUCGUAGAAACUAUCUUCACUUUGUCAAGAAAUAUCAAAGGUAUGAGAAGAGGCACUCUAACAUCCCUGCCCACAUUUCCCCUUGCUUCCGUGUGAAGGAAGGAGACUAUGUGAUCAUUGGCCAGUGCAGGCCACUGUCCAAGACCGUGAGGUUCAAUGUGUUGAAGGUCAUCCCGGCCGGGUCAAAGAGUGGUGCAGGGAAGAAGGCGUUCACUGCUGCCUGAGGAAGACAUCAAAGAUUCUGAAAGCUUGAUCAUGAGAUUUUGAUGCCACUUUCUGUAUUCCAUCUGUAAUAGGAUUUUUUACUCGGAAAUUUUGUGCAAAGUGCGAAGUUAAAGUAAGAGUGCUGAAUUCAGCGAUAUUGUUGAA
Messenger RNA from Phragmites australis (common reed), 766 nucleotides. Its product is annotated as small ribosomal subunit protein uS17-like. Gene Ontology annotation, biological process: translation. The transcript is spliced from 6 exons. The record is from RefSeq and is a predicted model, not a curated record. Bases 139 to 621 code for a protein of 160 amino acids. NCBI's taxonomy places the organism in Eukaryota, Viridiplantae, Streptophyta, Magnoliopsida, Poales, Poaceae. Gene Ontology annotation, cellular component: ribosome; cytosolic small ribosomal subunit. Gene Ontology annotation, molecular function: structural constituent of ribosome.